Messenger RNA from Musa acuminata subsp. malaccensis (wild Malaysian banana), 3636 nucleotides. RefSeq names its product protein argonaute 1B. Gene Ontology annotation, cellular component: cytoplasm. Gene Ontology annotation, molecular function: RNA binding; RNA endonuclease activity; protein binding. Gene Ontology annotation, biological process: regulatory ncRNA-mediated post-transcriptional gene silencing. The record is from RefSeq and is a predicted model, not a curated record. NCBI's taxonomy places the organism in Eukaryota, Viridiplantae, Streptophyta, Magnoliopsida, Zingiberales, Musaceae.
ACGGCGAGGAGGACGAGACCCGCCUUUUGGCAUUUCCUAGCUUUGUUUGCUCCCUUUUCCUCUCAUCGGUCUCAGCCUCCUUUCCCUUUCUUCUCACUCGCUCCUUGUUACCGGCUGGUUCGCGAGGCACCGAGGCUGUCCCGACCACCACCAUCUCCCAGUCCUCCGAUCACGUUGACAACAUGGUGAGAAAACGAAGAACUGAACUUCCUGGAUCUAGGGAGAACAUCGAAACUAGAGAGAGUAUUGGCAGCAGUCAACCAGCUGUGCCCACUCACCGGUUGGAGACGAAUCCGACUUCCCAGCAACAGAGAGCUGGGGCGGGACAUGGUUGGGUUCCAUCAAACCCUCUUCUACCCCAACAAGCAGGCCGAGGUAGUGCAGGAUAUCAGGGGCACGGUGGAUGGCGGCCCCAUGGAGUCCCAGCACCACAGCAGCCUGGUGCACCAGCUCACGAGUACCAAGUUCAUUGUGGGCCUCUGCCCAGUGGCGCAAUGCCACCUCAGCGACAACAUGGUGUAUGGCAGGUUAGUGGCAGUGUACCUGGUAGAAGUGGGGUAAGCCCCUCAGCUGCAGGUCCAUCAAGGCCACCAGCUCCCGAGCUGCACCAAGCAAUGCAAGCUCCUUAUCAAGUUGCCCAAGCAUCAUUGUCACAGGGGAGGUCACCAUGGCACCAUGAGACUUCCUCUGCUCAAACUGCAACAUCAUUUGAACAGCUUUCUGUUCAAGAUACAGCUACAUCAAGCCAAGAUAUCCAGCCAGUGGUUUCACCGCCGUCUUCAAGUAAGUCUAUCAGAUUUCCAUUGCGCCCUGGAAAAGGUAGCUUUGGUGACAAAUGUGUGGUGAAGGCUAAUCACUUUUUGGCUGAACUACCUGACAGGGACCUUCAUCAAUACGAUGUUUCGAUUACACCAGAAGUUGCAUCCCGGGGUGUCAAUCGUGCUGUGAUGGAACAGUUGGUCAGAUUGUAUAGGGAGUCUUAUCUAGGAGGGCGCCUUCCUGCUUAUGAUGGCAGGAAGAGUCUCUAUACAGCUGGUCCAUUGCCUUUUGCCUCAAGAGAGUUCCACAUCACUCUUACUGAUGGGGAAGAUGGUACAGACAUCAAAAGACACCAGAGGACAUUCAGGGUUGUUAUCAAGUUUGCUGCCCGUGCAGAUCUUCACCAUCUCGAGAUGUUUUUAACUGGGAGGCAGCCCGAUGCUCCGCAGGAAGCACUGCAAGUUCUUGAUAUCGUUCUGCGUGAACUGCCAACGGCUAGAUAUCUCCCUGUUGGUCGUUCCUUUUAUUCUCCUGAUCUAGGAAGAAGGCAGUCACUCACUGAGGGAUUAGAAAGUUGGCGGGGCUUUUAUCAAAGCAUUCGUCCAACACAAAUGGGCCUCUCUUUAAAUAUUGACAUGUGUUCCACUGCUUUCAUCGAGCCUCUUCAUGUCAUCGACUAUGUCACCCAGCUUUUGAAUAGGGAUGUCCGUUCAAGACCAUUGUCAGAUGCUGACCGUGUAAAGAUUAAGAAGGCUCUCAGAGGAGUAAAAGUUGAGGUUACUCAUCGUGGAAAUAUGCGCCGAAAAUAUCGCAUAUCUGGUUUAACUUUGCAGGCAACUAGAGAGCUCACCUUCCCCGUUGAUGAGAGGGGGACGAUGAAAUAUGUUGUGCAAUAUUUUCAAGACACAUAUGGAUUUACCAUCCAGCACACAAAUCUGCCAUGCCUGCAAGUUGGUAACACACAAAGACCAAAUUACCUGCCUAUGGAGGUUUGUAAGAUUGUGGAUGGGCAGAGAUACUCCAAGCGCUUGAAUGAGAAACAAAUAACUGCUCUUCUGAGGGUGACAUGUCAACGCCCUCAUGAACGGGAGCGUGACAUUAUUCAGACGGUUCAUCAAAAUGCAUAUCAUGAAGACCCUUAUGCUAAAGAAUUUGGCAUCAAGAUCAGUCAGAAACUUGCAUCAGUUGAGGCACGAAUAUUACCAGCUCCUUGGCUCAAAUACCAUGAUACUGGUAGAGAGAAGGAUUGCUUGCCAAGAAUUGGCCAGUGGAAUAUGAUGAAUAAGAAAAUGGUGAAUGGUGGGAGAGUGAACAACUGGACAUGUAUCAACUUUUCACGAAAUGUUUAUGAAAAUGUUGCUCAUGGAUUCUGUCACGAGCUUGCCAAGAUGUGCCAGAUAUCUGGAAUGGAAUUUGCUCUAGAACCUGUGCUUCCUCCACUUAGUGCACGGCCCGAUCAAGUGGAAAGAGCUCUAAAGUCAUGCUAUCAUGAUGCAAUGAACAUACUCCAACCUCUUGGCAAGGAACUUGAUUUGCUCAUUGUGAUAUUGCCUGAUAAUAAUGGUCCACUCUAUGGUGAUCUGAAAAGGAUAUGUGAGACAGAUCUUGGAUUAGUUUCACAGUGCUGUUUGACUAAGCAUGUUUUUAAGAAGAAUAAGCAGUAUCUUGCCAAUGUGGCUCUGAAGAUAAAUGUGAAGGUUGGAGGUAGAAACACUGUCCUGAUGGAUGCUUUGUCAAGGCGUAUACCUCUUGUUAGUGAUAGACCUACCAUUAUAUUUGGUGCUGAUGUAACCCAUCCUCAUCCUGGAGAGGAUUCAAGUCCAUCUAUUGCAGCUGUUGUUGCUUCUCAAGAUUGGCCUGAGAUAACAAAGUAUGCUGGUUUGGUAAGUGCUCAGGCCCAUCGUCAAGAGUUGAUCCAAGAUCUGUUUAAAGUCUGGCAAGAUCCUCAUCGGGGAACCAUCACUGGUGGCAUGAUUAAGGAUCUUCUCAUUUCGUUUAAAAGAUCUACUGGAAUAAAGCCACAGCGAAUUAUAUUUUACAGGGAUGGAGUUAGUGAGGGGCAAUUUUAUCAAGUUUUACUUUAUGAACUAGAUGCCAUCAGGAAGGCUUGUGCUUCAUUGGAACCAAACUAUCAACCACCAGUAACUUUUGUGGUGGUUCAAAAGCGUCACCACACCAGGCUCUUUGCCAAUAACUAUAAUGAUCAGCGCUCUAUUGAUAAGAGCGGAAAUAUUUUGCCUGGUACUGUUGUUGAUUCUAAGAUCUGCCAUCCAACAGAGUUUGACUUCUAUUUGUGCAGUCAUGCUGGGAUCCAAGGUACAAGCCGACCGGCUCAUUACCAUGUCUUAUGGGAUGAAAACAAAUUCACGGCAGAUGCUUUACAAACCCUAACCAACAACCUCUGUUACACCUAUGCAAGAUGCACACGAUCUGUAUCGAUUGUGCCACCUGCAUAUUACGCUCAUCUGGCUGCCUUCCGAGCCCGAUUCUAUAUGGAACCAGAGACAUCAGAUAGUGGCUCCAGGGCUAGUGGACCAGCAGGGCGUGGAUCUCUGGCCAGCGGACCAAGGAGUAGUACGAGGGUCCAUGGCAGUGGAAGUGUUAGACCCCUACCUGCUUUGAAAGAUAACGUGAAGAAGGUCAUGUUCUACUGUUAAACCAUGUAAGCCCCCCAGUGAAGUUUGCUAUUUUAUACAGGGUAACUCUUGUUCUUGGAGAUGGCAUCUACACUAUCAUUAUUCAAUAGCCUUAUCUGAUUGUUUGUUCACGUUUAUUUGAGGUUGUGUUUUCAUUUUGUGGUAGCAUUUGAGGCUACAACCUGUAACAUUUUAUUUAUGGCCAUCAUCUGUUUCAGGACGUGUAUUUCUUCACAAAAAA